Elgaria multicarinata webbii is the source of this 20558-nucleotide messenger RNA. RefSeq lists its product as uncharacterized. The record is from RefSeq and is a predicted model, not a curated record. NCBI's taxonomy places the organism in Eukaryota, Metazoa, Chordata, Lepidosauria, Squamata, Anguidae.
GGAAGCGCAAGGCCAGGCAGCCUCCUCCGCAGGGGUAGUGCUUCGGCUCUGGAGCCGCCCAGGGUGGGACCCAGAAGACUCCCAGGAUCAGAACUGGGCCGGUUCACAAGAGCGGCGGAGAGGCGUCACAUCCGCCAGCAAAGGGGACCCUCUCCAUAGUCCCCCACCGGCCCCCACCGGCUUGGGCUGCUCACCCCCCACCCCACAUGGUGCCUGGAUCUGAUGGGAGGCUGCAUGAAAGAAUUCACAAAGGCAUGAAGCCCUAUGAAUGCUUAGAGUGCGGGAAGAGUUUUAAUUGGAGCUCAAAACUUGAUACCCAUUACAGGAUCCACACAGGAGAGAAGCCUUAUCAAUGUUUAGAGUGUGGGAAGAGUUUCAGUCAGAGGUCAGACCUUAACACUCAUCAAAGGAUCCACACAGGAGAGAAGCCUUAUAAAUGCUCAGAGUGUGGGAAGAGUUUCAGUCAGAGUUCAGCCCUUAACACCCAUCACUGGAUCCACACAGGAGAGAAGCCCUAUAAAUGCUUAGAUUGUGGGAAGAGUUUCAGUCAGAGUUCAGACCUUAACACUCAUCAAAGGAUCCACACAGGAGAGAAGCCUUAUAAAUGCUCAGAGUGUGGGAAGAGUUUCAGACACAGUUCAACCCUUAACACCCAUCUCGGGAUCCACACAGGCGAGAAGCCUUAUAAAUGCUUAGAGUGCGAGAAGAGUUUCAGUCACAGCUCAUACCUUAACGCCCAUCACCGGAUCCACACAGGCGAGAAGCCUUAUAAAUGCUUAGAGUGUGGGAAGAGUUUCAGUCAGGGUUCAGGCCUUGACACCCAUCAAAGGACCCACACAGGGGAGAAGCCUUAUAAAUGCUUAGAGUGUGGGAAGAGUUUCUGUCGGAGUUCAGGCCUUGACACUCAUCACAGGAUCCACACAGGCGAGAAGCCUUAUAAAUGCUUAGAGUGCGGGAAGAGUUUCAGACACAGUUCAACCCUUAACAACCAUCUCGGGAUUCACACAGGGGAGAAGCCUUAUAAAUGCUUAGAGUGUGGGAAGAGUUUCAAUUCUAGAAAUAGCCUUAAAAAUCAUCACAGAAGCCACACUGGUGAGAAGCCCUAUAAAUGCCUAGAGUGUGGGAAGAGUUUCUCUCAGAGUUCAGGCCUUGACACCCAUCACAGGAUCCACACAGAGGAGAAGCCUUAUAAAUGCUUAGAGUGUGGGAAGAGUUUCAGGUACAGCUCAAACCUUGACAACCAUCAAAGGAUCCACACAGGCGAGAAGACUUUUAAAUGCUUAGAGUGCGGGAAGAGUUUCAGGUACAGCUCAACCCUUAACACCCAUCACAGGAUCCACACAGGCGAGAAGCCUUAUAAAUGCUUAGUGUGCGGGAAGAGUUUCAAUCGGAGCUCAAACCUUAACACCCAUCACAGGAUCCACACUGGUGAGAAGCCCUAUAAAUGCUUAGAGUGUGGGAAGAGUUUCAGUCAGAAUUCAGGCCUUGAGACCCAUCACAGGAUCCACACAGGCGAGAAGCCUUAUAAAUGCUCAGAGUGUGGGAAGAGUUUCAGUCAGAGUUCAGGCCUUGAGACCCAUCACAGGAUCCACACUGGUGAGAAGCCCUAUAAAUGCUUAGAGUGUGGGAAGAGUUUCAUGUACAGCUUAAACCUUGACAACCAUCAAAAGAUCCACACAGGGGAGAAGCCUUAUAAAUGCUCAGAGUGUGGGAAGAGUUUCUGUCGGAGUUCGGACCUUAACGCCCAUCACAGGAUCCACACAGGCGAGAAGCCUUAUAAAUGCUUAGAGUGUGGGAAGAGUUUCAAUUAUAGAAAUAACCUUAAAAGACAUCACAGGAUCCACACUGGUGAGAAGCCCUAUAAAUGCUUAGAGUGUGGGAAGAGUUUCAGUCAGAGUUCAGGCCUUGAGACCCAUCACAGGAUCCACACAGGCGAGAAGCCUUAUAAAUGCUCAGAGUGUGGGAAGAGUUUCAGUCAGAGUUCAGGCCUUGAGACCCAUCACAGGAUCCACACUGGUGAGAAGCCCUAUAAAUGCUUAGAGUGUGGGAAGAGUUUCAGGUACAGCUCAAACCUUGACAACCAUCAAAAGAUCCACACAGGGGAGAAGCCUUAUAAAUGCUCAGAGUGUGGGAAGAGUUUCAGUCAGAGUUCAGGCCUUGAGGCCCAUCACAGGAUCCACACUGGUGAGAAGCCCUAUAAAUGCUUAGAGUGUGGGAAGAGUUUCAGGUACAGCUUAAACCUUGACAACCAUCAAAAGAUCCACACAGGGGAGAAGCCUUAUAAAUGCUCAGAGUGUGGGAAGAGUUUCUGUCAGAGUUCGGACCUUAACGCCCAUCACAGGAUCCACACAGGCGAGAAGCCUUAUAAAUGCUUAGAGUGUGGGAAGAGUUUCAGUUAUAGAAAUAGCCUUAAAAGACAUCACAGGAUCCACACUGGUGAGAAGCCCUAUAAAUGCUUAGAGUGUGGGAAGAGUUUCAGUCAGAGUUCAGGCCUUGAGACCCAUCACAGGAUUCACACAGGCGAGAAGCCUUAUAAAUGCUCAGAGUGUGGGAAGAGUUUCAGUCAGAGUUCAGGCCUUGAGACCCAUCACAGGAUCCACACUGGUGAGAAGCCCUAUAAAUGCUUAGAGUGUGGGAAGAGUUUCAGGUACAGCUCAAACCUUGACAACCAUCAAAAGAUCCACACAGGGGAGAAGCCUUAUAAAUGCUCAGAGUGUGGGAAGAGUUUCAGUCAGAGUUCAGGCCUUGAGGCCCAUCACAGGAUCCACACCGGUGAGAAGCCCUAUAAAUGCUUAGAGUGUGGGAAGAGUUUCAGUCAGAGUUCAGAACUUAACACUCAUUACAGGAUCCACACAGGGGAGAAGCCCUAUAAAUGCUCAGAGUGUGGAAAGAGUUUCAGUGAGAGUUCAAACCUUAACGCCCAUCACAGGAUCCACACAGGCGAGAAGCCUUAUAAAUGCUCAGAGUGUGGGAAGAGUUUCAUUUACUUCUCAAGCCUUGACACCCAUCACAGGAUCCACACAGGGGAGAAGCCUUAUAAAUGCUCAGAGUGUGGGAAGAGUUUCAGUAAGAGUUCAAGCCUUGACACCCAUCACAGGAUCCACACAGGAGAGAAGCCUUAUAAAUGCUCAGAGUGUGGGAAGAGUUUCAGUCAGAGUUCAGGCCUUGACACCCAUCACAGGAUCCACACAGGAGAGAAGCCUUAUAAGUGCUUAGAGUGUGGGAAGAGUUUCAGUUAUAGAAACAGCCUUAAAAGACAUCACAGAAUCCACACCGGGGAGAAGCCUUAUAAAUGCUCAGAGUGUGGGAAGAGUUUCAGUCAGAGUUCAGACCUUAACACCCAUCACAGGAUCCACACAGGGGAGAAGCCUUAUAAAUGCUCAGAGUGUGGGAAGAGUUUUCGUCGGAGCUCAAAUCUUGAUGCCCAUCACAGGAUCCACACAGGAGAGAAGCCCUAUAAAUGCUUAGAAUGUGGGAAGAGUUUUAAUUCUAGAAAUAGCCUUAAAAGUCAUCACACGAUCCACACAUGAGAGAAGCCCUAUAAAUGCUUAUAGUGUGGGAAGAGUUUCAGUCAGAGUUCAGACCUUAACACUCAUCACAGGAUCCACACAGGGUAGGGUGACCAUAUAAAAAGGGAGAAGCCCCAUAAAUGCCUAGAGUGUGGGAAGAGUUUCAGUCAGAGUUCAGCCCUUAACACUCAUCGCAGGAUCCACACUGGAGAGAAGCCUUAUAAAUGCCUAGAGUGUGGGAAGAGUUUCAGUUAUAGAAACAGCCUUAAAAGACAUCACAUGAUCCAUGACGGGGAGAAGCCUUAUAAAUGCUUAGAGUGUGGGAAGAGUUUCGGGUACAGCUCAACCCUUAACACCCAUCACAGGAUCCACACAGGCAUGAAGCCCUAUGAAUGCUUCGAGUGCAGGAAGAGUUUUAGUCGGAGCUCAAAACUUGAUGCCCAUCACAGGAUCCACACAGGAGAGAAGCCUUAUCAAUGUUUAGAGUGUGGGAAGAGUUUCCGUCAUAGUUCAGCUCUUAACACCCAUCACAGGAUCCACCCAGGAGAGAAGCCCUAUAAAUGCCUAGAGUGUGGGAAGAGUUUCCGUCAUAGUUCAGCUCUUAACACCCAUCACAGGAUCCACAAAGGAGAGAAGCCUUAUCAAUGUUUAGAGUGUGGGAAGAGUUUCAGUCAUAGUUCAGCCCUUAACACCCAUCACAGGAUCCACACAGGAGAGAAGCCUUAUCAAUGUUUAGAGUGUGGGAAGAGUUUCAGUCAGAGAUCAUACUGUAACACUCAUCACAGGAUCCACACAGGAGAGAAGCCCUAUAAAUGCCUAGAGUGUGGGAAGAGUUUCAGUCAUAGUUCAGACCUUAACACUCAUCACAAGAUCCACACAGGCGAGAAGCCUUAUAAAUGCUUAGAGUAGUGCGGGAAGAGUUUUAAUUGGAGCUCAAAACUUGAUACCCAUUACAGGAUCCACACAGGAGAGAAGCCUUAUCAAUGUUUAGAGUGUGGGAAGAGUUUCAGUCAGAGGUCAGACCUUAACACUCAUCAAAGGAUCCACACAGGAGAGAAGCCUUAUAAAUGCUCAGAGUGUGGGAAGAGUUUCAGUCAGAGUUCAGCCCUUAACACCCAUCACUGGAUCCACACAGGAGAGAAGCCCUAUAAAUGCUUAGAGUGUGGGAAGAGUUUCAGUCAGAGUUCAGACCUUAACACUCAUCAAAGGAUCCACACAGGAGAGAAGCCUUAUAAAUGCUCAGAGUGUGGGAAGAGUUUCAGACACAGUUCAACCCUUAACACCCAUCUCGGGAUCCACACAGGCGAGAAGCCCUAUAAAUGCUUAGAGUGCGAGAAGAGUUUCAGUCACAGCUCAUACCUUAACGCCCAUCACCGGAUCCACACAGGCGAGAAGCCUUAUAAAUGCUUAGAGUGUGGGAAGAGUUUCAGUCAGGGUUCAGGCCUUGACACCCAUCAGAGGACCCACACAGGGGAGAAGCCUUAUAAAUGCUUAGAGUGUGGGAAGAGUUUCUGUCGGAGUUCAGGCCUUGACACUCAUCACAGGAUCCACACAGGCGAGAAGCCUUAUAAAUGCUUAGAUUGCGGGAAGAGUUUCAGACACAGUUCAACCCUUAACAACCAUCUCGGGAUUCACACAGGGGAGAAGCCUUAUAAAUGCUUAGAGUGUGGGAAGAGUUUCAAUUCUAGAAAUAGCCUUAAAAAUCAUCACAGAAGCCACACUGGUGAGAAGCCCUAUAAAUGCCUAGAGUGUGGGAAGAGUUUCUCUCAGAGUUCAGGCCUUGACACCCAUCACAGGAUCCACACAGAGGAGAAGCCUUAUAAAUGCUUAGAGUGUGGGAAGAGUUUCAGGUACAGCUCAAACCUUGACAACCAUCAAAGGAUCCACACAGGCGAGAAGACUUUUAAAUGCUUAGAGUGCGGGAAGAGUUUCAGGUACAGCUCAACCCUUAACACCCAUCACAGGAUCCACACAGGCGAGAAGCCUUAUAAAUGCUUAGUGUGCGGGAAGAGUUUCAAUCGGAGCUCAAACCUUAACACCCAUCACAGGAUCCACACAGGAGAGAAGCCCAUAAAUCCUUAUCAAUGUUUAGAGUGUGGGAAGAGUUUCAAUUUUAGAAAUUGCCUUAAAAGACAUCACAGGAUCCACACUGGUGAGAAGCCUUAUAAAUGCUCAGAGUGUGGGAAGAGUUUCAGUCAGAGUUCAGGCCUUGAGACCCAUCACAGGAUCCACACUGGUGAGAAGCCCUAUAAAUGCUUAGAGUGUGGGAAGAGUUUCAUGUACAGCUUAAACCUUGACAACCAUCAAAAGAUCCACACAGGGGAGAAGCCUUAUAAAUGCUCAGAGUGUGGGAAGAGUUUCUGUCGGAGUUCGGACCUUAACGCCCAUCACAGGAUCCACACAGGCGAGAAGCCUUAUAAAUGCUUAGAGUGUGGGAAGAGUUUCAAUUAUAGAAAUAACCUUAAAAGACAUCACAGGAUCCACACUGGUGAGAAGCCCUAUAAAUGCUUAGAGUGUGGGAAGAGUUUCAGUCAGAGUUCAGGCCUUGAGACCCAUCACAGGAUCCACACUGGUGAGAAGCCCUAUAAAUGCUUAGAGUGUGGGAAGAGUUUCAGGUACAGCUCAAACCUUGACAACCAUCAAAAGAUCCACACAGGGGAGAAGCCUUAUAAAUGCUCAGAGUGUGGGAAGAGUUUCAGUCAGAGUUCAGGCCUUGAGGCCCAUCACAGGAUCCACACUGGUGAGAAGCCCUAUAAAUGCUUAGAGUGUGGGAAGAAUUUCAGGUACAGCUUAAACCUUGACAAGCAUCAAAAGAUCCACACGGGGGAGAAGCCUUAUAAAUGCUCAGAGUGUGGGAAGAGUUUCUGUCAGAGUUCGAACCUUAACGCCCAUCACAGGAUCCACACAGGCGAGAAGCCUUAUAAAUGCUUAGAGUGUGGGAAGAGUUUCAGUUAUAGAAAUAGCCUUAAAAGACAUCACAGGAUCCACACUGGUGAGAAGCCCUAUAAAUGCUUAGAGUGUGGGAAGAGUUUCAGUCAGAGUUCAGGCCUUGAGACCCAUCACAGGAUCCACACAGGCGAGAAGCCUUAUAAAUGCUCAGAGUGUGGGAAGAGUUUCAGUCAGAGUUCAGGCCUUGAGACCCAUCACAGGAUCCACACUGGUGAGAAGCCCUAUAAAUGCUUAGAGUGUGGGAAGAGUUUCAGGUACAGCUCAAACCUUGACAACCAUCAAAAGAUCCACACAGGGGAGAAGCCUUAUAAAUGCUCAGAGUGUGGGAAGAGUUUCAGUCAGAGUUCAGGCCUUGAGACCCAUCACAGGAUCCACACUGGUGAGAAGCCCUAUAAAUGCUUAGAGUGUGGGAAGAGUUUCAGUCAGAGUUCAGAACUUAACACUCAUUACAGGAUCCACACAGGGGAGAAGCCCUAUAAAUGCUCAGAGUGUGGGAAGAGUUUCAGUGAGAGUUCAAACCUUAACGCCCAUCACAGGAUCCACACAGGCGAGAAGCCUUAUAAAUGCUCAGAGUGUGGGAAGAGUUUCAUUUACUUCUCAAGCCUUGACACCCAUCACAGGAUCCACACAGGGGAGAAGCCUUAUAAAUGCUCAGAGUGUGGGAAGAGUUUCAGUAAGAGUUCAAGCCUUUACACCCAUCACAGGAUCCACACAGGAGAGAAGCCUUAUAAAUGCUCAGAGUGUGGGAAGAGUUUCAGUCAGAGUUCAGGCCUUGACACCCAUCACAUGAUCCACACAGGAGAGAAGCCUUAUAAGUGCUUAGAGUGUGGGAAGAGUUUCAGUUAUAGAAACAGCCUUAAAAGACAUCACAGAAUCCACACCGGGGAGAAGCCUUAUAAAUGCUCAGAGUGUGGGAAGAGUUUCAGUCAGAGUUCAGACCUUAACACCCAUCACAGGAUCCACACAGGGGAGAAGCCUUAUAAAUGCUCAGAGUGUGAGAAGAGUUUUCGUCGGAGCUCAAAUCUUGAUGCCCAUCACAGGAUCCACACAGGAGAGAAGCCCUAUAAAUGCUUAUAAUGUGGGAAGAGUUUUAAUUCUAGAAAUAGCCUUAAAAGUCAUCACACGAUCCACACAUGAGAGAAGCCCUAUAAAUGCUUAUAGUGUGGGAAGAGUUUCAGUCAGAGUUCAGACCUUAACACUCAUCACAGGAUCCACACAGGGUAGGGGGAGAAGCCCCAUAAAUGCCUAGAGUGUGGGAAGAGUUUCAGUCAGAGUUCAGCCCUUAACACUCAUCGCAGGAUCCACACUGGAGAGAAGCCUUAUAAAUGCCUAGAGUGUGGGAAGAGUUUCAGUUAUAGAAACAGCCUUAAAAGACAUCACAUGAUCCAUGCAGGGGAGAAGCCUUAUAAAUGCUUAGAGUGUGGGAAGAGUUUCGGGUACAGCUCAACCCUUAACACCCAUCACAGGAUCCACACAGGCAUGAAGCCCUAUGAAUGCUUCGAAUGCGGGAAGAGUUUUAGUCGGAGCUCAAGACUUGAUGCCCAUCACAGGAUCCACACAGGAGAGAAGCCUUAUCAAUGUUUAGAGUGUGGGAAGAGUUUCCGUCAUAGUUCAGCUCUUAACACCCAUCACAGGAUCCACACAGGAGAGAAGCCCUAUAAAUGCCUAGAGUGUGGGAAGAGUUUCCGUCAUAGUUCAGCUCUUAACACCCAUCACAGGAUCCACAAAGGAGAGAAGCCUUAUCAAUGUUUAGAGUGUGGGAAGAGUUUCAGUCAUAGUUCAGCCCUUAACACCCAUCACAGGAUCCACACAGGAGAGAAGCCUUAUCAAUGUUUAGAGUGUGGGAAGAGUUUCAGUCAGAGAUCAUACUGUAACACUCAUCACAGGAUCCACACAGGAGAGAAGCCCUAUAAAUGUCUAGAGUGUGGGAAGAGUUUCAGUCAUAGUUCAGCCCUUAACACCCAUCACAGGAUCCACACAGGAGAGAAGCCUUAUCAAUGUUUAGAGUGGGGGAAGAGUUUCAGUCAGAGAUCAUACUGUAACACUCAUCACAGGAUCCACACAGGAGAGAAGCCCUAUAAAUGCCUAGAGUGUGGGAAGAGUUUCAGUCAGAGUUCAGACCUUAACACUCAUCACAGGAUCCACACAGGAGAGAAGCCUUAUAAAUGCUCAGAGUGUGGGAAGAGUUUCAGUCAGAGAUCAUACUGUAACACUCAUCACCGGAUCCACGCAGGAGGGAAGCCUUAUAAAUGCUUAGAGUGUGGGAAGAGUUUCUGUCAGAGUUCAGCCCUUAACACUCAUCACAGGAUCCACACAGGAGAGAAGCCUUAUAAAUGCUUAGAGUGUGGGAAGAGUUUCAGUUAUAGAAAUAUCCUUAACACUCAUCACAGGAUCCACACAGGAGAGAAGCCCUAUAAAUGCUUAGAGUGUGGGAAGAGUUUCAAUGAUAGAAAUAGUCUUAAAAAUCAUCACAGGAUCCACACAGGCGAGAAGCCCUAUAAAUGCUCAGAGUGUGGGAAGAGUUUCAGUCGGAGUUCAAGCCUUGACACCCAUCACAGGAUCCACACAGGAGAGAAGCCUUAUAAAUGCUUAGAGUGUGGGAAGAGUUUCAGUUAUAGAAAUAGUCUUAAAAAUCAUCACUGGAUCCACACUGGUGAGAAGCCCUAUAAAUGCUUAGAAUGUGGGAAAAGUUUCAGUCACAGUUCAGUCCUUAACACUCAUCACAGGAUCCACACAGGCGAGAAGCCCUAUAAAUGCUUAGAGUGUGGGAAGAGUUUCAGUCAGAGUUCAAGCCUUGACACCCAUCACAGGAUCCACACAGGAGAGAAGCCCUAUACAUGCUUAGAGUGUGGGAAGAGUUUCAGUUAUAGAAGUAGCCUUAAAAAUCAUCACAGGAUCCACACAGGCGAGACCCAUAAAUGUUUAGAAUGCUGAAAGAGCUUCAAUGACCAUACAACCUUUAGAAGACAUCGAAGUAUUCACACUGGCAUGAAGCCCUAUGAAUGCUUCGAGUGCGGGAAGAGUUUUAGUCGGAGCUCAAGACUUGAUGCCCAUCACAGGAUCCACACAGGAGAGAAGCCUUAUCAAUGUUUAGAGUGUGGGAAGAGUUUCAAUUUUAGAAAUAGCCUUAACAAUCAUCACAGGAUCCACACAGGGGAGAAGCCUUAUAAAUGCUCAGAGUGUGGGAAGAGUUUCAGUCAGAGUUCAGACCUUAACACUCAUCACAUGACCCACACAGGGGAGAAGCCCCAUAAAUGCUUAGAAUGUGGGAAGAGUUUCAGUUCUAGAAAUAGCCUUAAAAGGCAUCACACGAUCCACACAGGAGAGAAGUCCUAUAAAUGCUUAGAGUGUGGGAAGAGUUUCAGUCAGAGUUCAGACCUUAACACUCAUCACAGGAUCCACACAGGGGAGAAGCCUUAUAAAUGUUCAGAGUGUGGGAAGAGUUUCAGUCAGAGUUCAGACCUUAACACCCAUCACAGGAUCCACACAGGGGAGAAGCCUUAUAAAUGCUCAGAGUGUGGGAAGAGUUUCAGUCAGAGUUCAUACCUUAACACUCAUCACAGGAUCCACACAGGGGAGAAGCCCUAUAAAUGCUUAGAGUGUGGGAAGAGUUUCAAUUCUAGAAAUAGCCUUAAAAGGCAUCACACGAUCCACACAGGAGAGAAGUCCUAUAAAUGCUUAGAGUGUGGGAAGAGUUUCAGUCAGAGUUCAGACCUUAACACUCAUCACAGGAUCCACACAGGGGAGAAGCCUUAUAAAUGCUCAGAGUGUGGGAAGAGUUUCAGUCAGAGUUCAGACCUUAACACCCAUCACAGGAUCCACACAGGGGAGAAGACUUAUAAUUGCUCAGAGUGUGGGAAGAGUUUUAGUCGGAGCUCAAGUCUUGAUGCCCAUCACAGGAUCCACACAGGAGAGAAGCCCUAUAAAUGCUCAGAGUGUGGGAAGAGUUUUAGUCGGAGCUCAAGUCUUGAUGCCCAUCACAGGAUCCACACAGGGGAGAAGCCCUAUAAAUGCUUAGAGUGUGGGAAGAGUUUCAGUUAUAGAAAUAGCCUUAAAAGACAUCACAUGAUCCAUGCUGGCAAGAAGCCUUAUAAAUGCUUAGAGUGUGGGAAGAGUUUCAGUUAUAGAAACAGCCUUAAAAGACAUCACAUGAUCCAUGCAGGGGAGAAGCCUUACAAAUGCUUAGAGUGUGGGAAGAGUUUCAGGUACAGCUCAAACCUUAACACCCAUCACAGGAUCCACACAGGCGAGAAGCCCAUAAAUGUUUAGAAUGCUGAAAGAAGUUUUAGUCGGAGCUCAAGUCUUGAUGCCCAUCACAGGAUCCACACAGGAGAGAAGCCUUAUCAAUGUUUAGAGUGUGGGAAGAGUUUCAAUUUUGGAAAUAGCCUUAAAAGACAUCACAGGAUCCACACUGGUGAGAAGCCCUAUAAAUGCUUAGAGUGUGGGAAGAGUUUCAGUUACAGCUUAAACCUUGACAGCCAUCAAAAGAUCCACACAGGGGAGAAGCCUUAUAAAUGCUCAGAGUGUGGGAAGAGUUUCUGUCAGAGUUCAGGCUUUGAGACCCAUCACAGGAUCCACACAGGCGAGAAGGCCUAUAAAUGCUCAGAGUGUGGGAAGAGUUUCAGUCAGAGUUCAGACCUUAACAUCCAUCACAGGAUCUACACAGGCGAGAAGCCUUAUAAAUGCUUAGAGUGUGGGAAGAGUUUCAAUUAUAGAAAUAGCCUUAAAAGACAUCAUAGAAUCCACACCGGGGAGAAGCCUUAUAAAUGCUCAGACUGUGGGAAGAGUUUCAGUCAGAGUUCAGACCUUAACAAUCAUCACAGGAUCCACACAGGGGAGAAGCCUUAUAAAUGCUCAGAGUGUGGGAAGAGUUUUCGUCGGAGCUCAAGUCUUGAUGCCCAUCACAGGAUCCACACAGGAGAGAAGCCCUAUAAAUGCUUAGAGUGUGGGAAGUGUUUCAGUCAGAGUUCAUACCUUAACACUCAUCACAUGAUCCACACAGGGGAGAAGCCCUAUAAAUGCUUAGAGUGUGGGAAGAGUUUCAGUCAGAGUUCAGACCUUAACACUCAUCACAGGAUCCACACAGGGGAGAAGCCCUAUAAAUGCUUAGAAUGUGGGAAGAGUUUCAAUUCUAGAAAUAGCCUUAAAAGGCAUCACAGAAUCCACACCGGGGAGAAGCCUUAUAAAUGCUCAGACUGUGGGAAGAGUUUCAGUCAGAGUUCAGACCUUAACAAUCAUCACAGGAUCCACACAGGGGAGAAGCCGUAUAAAUGCUCAGAGUGUGGGAAGAGUUUUCGUUGGAGCUCAAGUCUUGAUGCCCAUCACAGGAUCCACACAGGAGAGAAGCCCUAUAAAUGCUUAGAGUGUGGGAAGAGUUUCAGUCAGAGUUCAGACCUUAACACUCAUCACAGCAUCCACACAGGGGAGAAGCCCCAUAAAUGCUUAGAGUGUGGGAAGAGUUUCAGUCAGAGUUCAGACCUUAACACUCAUCACAGGAUCCACACAGGGGAGAAGCCUUAUAAAUGCUCAGAGUGUGGGAAGAGUUUCAGUCAGAGUUCAGACCUUAACACCCAUCACAGGAUCCACACAGGCGAGAAGCCUUAUAAAUGCUUAGAGUGUGGGAAGAGUUUCAGUUAUAGAAAUAACCUUAAAAGACAUCACAGGAUCCACACAGGAGAGAACCCUUAUAAAUGCUUAGAAUGUGGGAAGAGUUUCAGACGGAGCUCAAGUCUUGAUGCCCAUCACAGGAUCCACACAGGAGAGAAGCCUUAUCAAUGUUUAGAGUGUGGGAAGUGUUUCAAUUAUAGAAAGAGCCUUAAAAGACAUCACAGGAUCCACACUGGUGAGAAGCCCUAUAAAUGCUUAGAGUGCGGGAAGAGUUUCAGUCAGAAUUCACACCUUAACACCCAUCACAGGAUUCACACAGGAGAGAAGCCCUAUAAAUGCUUAGAAUGUGGGAAGAGUUUCAGUCAGAGUUCAGACCUUAACACCCAUCACAGGAUCCACACAGGAGAGAAGCCCUAUAAAUGCUUAGAAUGUGGGAAGAGUUUCAAUUAUAGAAAGAGCCUUCAAAGACAUCACAGGAUCCACACAGGGGAGAAGCCUUAUAAAUGCUCAGAGUGUGGGAAGAGUUUCAAUUAUAGAAACAGCCUUAAAAGACAUCACAGGAUCCACACAGGGAAGAAGCUCUAUAAAUGCUCAGAGUGUGGGAAGAGUUUCAAUUAUAGAAAUAGCCUUAACACCCAUCACAGGAUCCACACAGGGGCAAAGCCUUAUAAAUGCUCAGAGUGUGGGAAGAGUUUCAGUCAGAGUUCAAACCUUAACACUCAUCACAUGAUCCACACAGGGGAGAAGCCUUAUAAAUGCUCAGAGUGUGGGAAGAGUUUCAGUCGGAGUUCAGCCCUUAACACUCAUCACAGGAUCCACACAGGAGAGAAGCCCUAUAAAUGCUUAGAGUGUGGGAAGAAUUUCAGUCAGAGUUCUGACCUUAACAUCCAUCACAGGAUCCACACAGGGGAGAAGCCUUAUAAAUGCUCAGAGUGUGGGAAGAGUUUCAGUCAGAGUUCAGACCUUAACACCCAUCACAGGAUCCACACAGGAGAGAAGCCCUAUACAUGCUUGGAGUGUGGGAAGAGUUUCAGUUCUAGAGAUAGCGUUAAAAAACAUCACAGGAACCACACAGGAGAGAAGCCCUAUAAAUGCUUAGAGUGUGGGAAGAGUUUCAGUCAGAGUUCAGAUCUUAACACCCAUCACAGGAUCCACACAGGAGAGAAGACUUAUAAAUGCUUACCCUAUAAAUGCUUCGAGUGUGGGAAGAGUUUCAGUCAGAGUUCAGGCCUUGACACCCAUCACAGGAUCCACACAGGAGAGAAGCCUUAUAAAUGCUUAGAGUGUGGGAAGAGUUUCAGUCGGAGCUCACACCUUGACACCCAUCACAGGAUCCACACAGGAGAGAAGCCUUAUAAAUGCUUAGAGUGUGGGAAGAGUUUCAGUCAGAGUUCAAGCCUUGACGCCCAUCACAGGAUCCACACAGGAGAGAAGCCCUAUACAUGCUUAGAGUGUGGGAAGAGUUUCAGUUCUAGAGAUAGCGUUAAAAAACAUCACAGGAUCCACACAGGAGAGAAGCCUUAUAAAUGCCUAGAGUGCGGGAAGAGCUUCAAUGACCCUACAACCUUUAGAAGACAUCGAAGUAUUCACACUGGUGAGAAGCCUUAUAAAUGCUUAGAGUGUGGGAAGAGUUUUCGUCAGAGCUCAAGUCUUGAUGCCCAUCACAGGAUCCACACAGGAGAGAAGCCUUAUAAAUGCUUAGAGUGUGGGAAGAGUUUCAGUCGGAGCUCAAGACUUGAUGCCCAUCACAGGAUCCACACAGGAGAGAAGCCUUAUCAAUGUUUAGAGUGUGGGAAGAGUUUCAAUUUUAGAAAUAUCCUUAAAAGACAUCACAGGAUCCACACUGGUGAGAAGCCCUAUAAAUGCUUAGAGUGUGGGAAGAGUUUCAGGUACAGCUCAAACCUUGACAGCCAUCAAAAGAUCCACACAGGGGAGAAGCCUUAUAAAUGCUCAGAGUGUGGGAAGAGUUUCUGUCAGAGUUCAGGCUUUGAGACCCAUCACAGGAUCCACACAGGCGAGAAGCCCUAUAAAUGCUCAGAGUGUGGGAAGAGUUUCAGUCAGAGUUCAGACCUUAACGUCCAUCACAGGAUCUACACAGGCGAGAAGCCUUAUAAAUGCUUAGAGUGUGGGAAGAGUUUCAAUUAUAGAAAUAGCCUUAAAAGACAUCACAGGAUCCACACUGGUGAGAAGCCUUAUAAAUGCUUAGAGUGUGGGAAGAGUUUUAUUUACUUCUCAAGCCUUGACACCCAUCACAGGAUCCACACAGGGAAGAAGCCUUAUAAAUGCUCAGAGUGUGGGAAGAGUUUCAGUCAGAGUUCAGACCUUGACACCCAUCACAGGAUCCACACAGGAGAGAAGCCUUAUAAAUGCUUAGAGUGUGGGAAGAGUUUCAGUUAUAGAAACAGCCUUAAAAGACAUCAUAGAAUCCACACCGGGGAGAAGCCUUAUAAAUGCUCAGACUGUGGGAAGAGUUUCAGUCAGAGUUCAGACCUUAACAAUCAUCACAGGAUCCACACAGGGGAGAAGCCUUAUAAAUGCUCAGAGUGUGGGAAGAGUUUUCGUCGGAGCUCAAGUCUUGAUGCCCAUCACAGGAUCCACACAGGAGAGAAGCCCUAUAAAUGCUUAGAGUGUGGGAAGAGUUUCAGUCAGAGUUCAUACCUUAACACUCAUCACAUGAUCCACACAGGGGAGAAGCCCUAUAAAUGCUUAGAGUGUGGGAAGAGUUUCAGUCAGAGUUCAGACCUUAACACUCAUCACAGGAUCCACACAGGGGAGAAGCCCUAUAAAUGCUUAGAAUGUGGGAAGAGUUUCAAUUCUAGAAAUAGCCUUAAAAGGCAUCACAGAAUCCACACCGGGGAGAAGCCUUAUAAAUGCUCAGACUGUGGGAAGAGUUUCAGUCAGAGUUCAGACCUUAACAAUCAUCACAGGAUCCACACAGGGGAGAAGCCGUAUAAAUGCUCAGAGUGUGGGAAGAGUUUUCGUCGGAGCUCAAGUCUUGAUGCCCAUCACAGGAUCCACACAGGAGAGAAGCCCUAUAAAUGCUUAGAGUGUGGGAAGAGUUUCAGUCAGAGUUCAGACCUUAACACUCAUCACAUGAUCCACACAGGGGAGAAGCCCUAUAAAUGCUUAGAGUGUGGGAAGAGUUUCAGUCAGAGUUCAGACCUUAACACUCAUCACAGGAUCCACACAGGGGAGAAGCCUUAUAAAUGCUCAGAGUGUGGGAAGAGUUUCAGUCAGAGUUCAGACCUUAACACCCAUCACAGGAUCCACACAGGCGAGAAGCCUUAUAAAUGCUUAGAGUGUGGGAAGAGUUUCAGUUAUAGAAAUAACCUUAAAAGACAUCACAGGAUCCACACAGGAGAGAACCCUUAUAAAUGCUUAGAAUGUGGGAAGAGUUUCAGGUACAGCACAAACCUUGACACCCAUCACAAGAUCCACACAGGCGAGAAGCAUAAAUGUUUAGAAUGCAGAAAGAGCUUCAAUGACCAUACAACCUUUAGAAGACAUCGAAGUAUUCACACUGGUGAGAAGCCUUAUAAAUGCUUAGAGUGCAAGAAGAGCUUUAUUCACCGUAGAAACUUUAAACAGCAUCAAAGAAUCCACUAUAGGGAGAAAUCCUUUAAAUGCGGGAAGAGUUUUAGACGGAGCUCAAGUCUUGAUGCCCAUCACAGGAUCCACACAGGAGAGAAGCCUUAUCAAUGUUUAGAGUGUGGGAAGUGUUUCAAUUAUAGAAAGAGCCUUAAAAGACAUCACAGGAUCCACACUGGUGAGAAGCCCUAUAAAUGCUUAGAGUGCGGGAAGAGUUUCAGUCAGAAUUCACACCUUAACACCCAUCACAGGAUCCACACAGGAGAGAAGCCCUAUAAAUGCUUAGAAUGUGGGAAGAGUUUCAGUCAGAGUUCAGACCUUAACACCCAUCACAGGAUCCACACAGGAGAGAAGCCCUAUAAAUGCUUAGAAUGUGGGAAGAGUUUCAAUUAUAGAAAGAGCCUUCAAAGACAUCACAGGAUCCACACAGGGGAGAAGCCUUAUAAAUGCUCAGAGUGUGGGAAGAGUUUCAAUUAUAGAAAUAGCCUUAAAAGACAUCACAGGAUCCACACAGGGAAGAAGCUCUAUAAAUGCUCAGAGUGUGGGAAGAGUUUCAGUUAUAGAAAUAGCCUUAACACCCAUCACAGGAUCCACACAGGGGCAAAGCCUUAUAAAUGCUCAGAGUGUGGGAAGAGUUUCAGUCAGAGUUCAAACCUUAACACUCAUCACAUGAUCCACACAGGGGAGAAGCCUUAUAAAUGCUCAGAGUGUGGGAAGAGUUUCAGUCGGAGUUCAGCCCUUAACACUCAUCACAGGAUCCACACAGGAGAGAAGCCCUAUAAAUGCUUAGAGUGUGGGAAGAAUUUCAGUCAGAGUUCUGACCUUAACACCCAUCACAGGAUCCACACAGGGGAGAAGCCUUAUAAAUGCUCAGAGUGUGGGAAGAGUUUCAGUCAGAGUUCAGACCUUAACACCCAUCACAGGAUCCACACAGGAGAGAAGCCCUAUACAUGCUUAGAGUGUGGGAAGAGUUUCAGUUCUAGAGAUAGCGUUAAAAAACAUCACAGGAACCACACAAGAGAGAAGCCCUAUAAAUGCUUAGAGUGUGGGAAGAGUUUCAGUCAGAGUUCAGAUCUUAACACCCAUCACAGGAUCCACACAGGAGAGAAGACUUAUAAAUGCUUAGUGUGUGGGAAGAGUUUCAAUGAUAGAAAUAGCCUUAAAAAUCAUCACAGGAUCCACACAGGAGAGAAGCCUUAUAAAUGCCUAGAGUGUGGGAAGAGUUUCAGUAAUAGAAAUAGCCUUAAAUAUCACCACAGGAGCCACACUGGUGAGAAGCCCUAUAAAUGCUUCGAGUGUGGGAAGAGUUUCAGUCAGAGUUCAGGCCUUGACACCCAUCACAGGAUCCACACAGGAGAGAAGCCUUAUAAAUGCUUAGAGUGUGGGAAGAGUUUCAGUCGGAGCUCACACCUUGACACCCAUCACAGGAUCCACACAGGAGAGAAGCCUUAUAAAUGCUUAGAGUGUGGGAAGAGUUUCAGUCAGAGUUCAAGCCUUGACGCCCAUCACAGGAUCCACACAGGAGAGAAGCCCUAUACAUGCUUAGAGUGUGGGAAGAGUUUCAGUUCUAGAGAUAGCGUUAAAAAACAUCACAGGAUCCACACAGGAGAGAAGCCUUAUAAAUGCCUAGAGUGCGGGAAGAGCUUCAAUGACCCUACAACCUUUAGAAGACAUCGAAGUAUUCACACUGGUGAGAAGCCUUAUAAAUGCUUAGAGUGUGGGAAGAGUUUUCGUCAGAGCUCAAGUCUUGAUGCCCAUCACAGGAUCCACACAGGCGAGAAGCCUUAUAAAUGCCUAGAGUGUGGGAAGAGUUUCAGGUACAGCUCAAACCUUAACACCCAUCACAAGAUCCACACAGGCAUGAAGCCCUAUGAAUGCUUCGAGUGCGGGAAGAGUUUUAGUCGGAGCUCAAGACUUGAUGCCCAUCAGAGGAUCCACACAGGAGAGAAGCCUUAUCAAUGUUUAGAGUGUGGGAAGAGUUUCAGUCAUAGUUCAGCCCUUAACACUCAUCACAGGAUCCACACAGGAGAGAAGCCUUAUCAAUGUUUAGAGUGUGGGAAGAGUUUCAGUCAGAGUUCAGCCCUUAACACCCAUCACAGGAUCCACACAGGAGAGAAGCCUUAUCAAUGUUUAGAGUGUGGGAAGAGUUUCAGUCAGUGUUCAGACCUUAACACUCAUCACAGGAUCCACACAGGAGAGAAGCCUUAUAAAUGCUCAGAGUGUGGGAAGAGUUUCAGUCAGAGAUCAUGCUGUAACACUCAUCACAGGAUCCACACAGGAGGGAAGCCUUAUCAAUGCUUAGAGUGUGGGAAGAGUUUCAGUCAGAGUUCAGCCCUUAACACUCAUCACAGGAUCCACACAGGAGAGAAGCCUUAUAAAUGCUUAGAGUGUGGGAAGAGUUUCAAUUAUAGAAAUAGCCUUAAAAAUCAUCACAGGAUCCACACAGGAGAGAAGCCCUAUAAAUGCUUUGAGUGUGGGAAGAGUUUCAAUGACAGAAAUAGUCUUAAAAAUCAUCACAGGAUCCACACAGGCGAGAAGCCCUAUAAAUGCUUAGAAUGUGGGAAAAGUUUCAGUCAGAGUUCAAGCCUUGACACCCAUCACAGGAUCCACACAGGAGAGGAGCCCUAUAAAUGCUUAUUGUGUGGGAAGAGUUUCAGUUAUAGAAAUAGUCUUAAAAAUCAUCACUGGAUCCACACUGGUGAAAAGCCCUAUAAAUGCUUAGAAUGUGGGAAGAGUUUCAGUCAUAGUUCAGACCUUAACACUCAUCACAGGAUCCACACAGGAGAGAAGCCUUAUAAAUGCUCAGAUUGUGGGAAGAGUUUCAGUCGGAGUUCAGACCUUAACACUCAUCACAGGAUCCACACAGGAGAGAAGCCUUAUAAAUGCUCAGAGUGUGGGAAGAGUUUCAGUCGGAGUUCAGCCCUUGACACCCAUCACAGGAUCCACACAGGCGAGAAGCCUUAUAAAUGCUCAGAGUGUGGGAAGAGUUUCAGUCAGAGUUCAGGCCUUGACACCCAUCACAGGAUCCACACAGGAGAGAAGCCCUAUACAUGCUUAGAGUGUGGGAAGAGUUUCAGUUAUAGAAAUAGCCUUAAAAAUCAUCACAGGAUCCACACAGGCAUGAAGCCCUAUGAAUGCUUAGAGUGCGGGAAGAGUUUUAGUCGGAGCUCAAGCCUUGAUGCCCAUCACAGGAUCCACACAGGAGAGAAGCUCUAUAAAUGCUUAGAGUGUGGGAAGAGUUUCAGUCAGAGUUCAGCCCUUAACACCCAUCACAGGAUCCACACAGGAGAGAAACCCUAUAAAUGCUUAGAGUGUGGGAAGAGUUUCAUAGAUAGAAAUAGCCUUAAAAAUCAUCACAGGAUCCACACAGGAGAGAAGCCUUAUAAAUGCUCAGAGUGUGGAAAGAGUUUCAGUCAGAGUUCAGACCUUAACACCCAUCACAGGAUCCACACAGGGGAGAAGCCUUAUAAAUGCUCAGAGUGUGGAAAGAGUUUCAGUAAGAGUUCAGACCUUAACACCCAUCGCAGGAUCCACACAGGAGAGAAGCCCUAUAAAUGCUCAGAGUGUGGGAAGAGUUUCAGUAAGAGUUCAGACCUUAACACCCAUCGCAGGAUCCACACCGGAGAGAAGCCCUAUAAAUGCUUAGAAUGUGGGAAGAGUUUCAGUUCUAGAGAUAGUGUUAAAAAACAUCACAGGAUCCACACUGGUGAGAAGCCCUAUAAAUGCUCAGAGUGUGGGAAGAGUUUCAGUCAGAGUUCAGACCUUAACACCCAUCACAGGAUCCACACAGGAGAGAAGCCCUAUAAAUGCUUAGAGUGUGGGAAGAGUUUCAGUCAGAGUUCAGGCCUUGAGGCCCAUCACAGGAUCCACACAGGGGAGAAGCCUUAUAAAUGCUCAGAGUGUGGGAAGAGUUUCAGUUAUAGAAAUAGCCUAAAAAGGCAUAACAGGAUCCACACAGGAGAGAAGCCCUAUAAAUGCUUAGAGUGCGGGAAGAGUUUCAGUCAGAGUUCAGACCUUAACACUCAUCACAGGAUCCACACAGGAGAGAAGCCUUAUAAAUGCUUAGAGUGUGGGAAGAGUUUCAGUCAGAUUUCAGAAUUUAACACUCAUCACAGGAUCCACACAGGAGAGAAGACUUAUAAAUGCUUAGAGUGUGGGAAGAGUUUCAAUGAUAAAAAUAGCAUUAAAAAUCAUCACAGGAUCCACGUAGGAGAGAAGCCCUAUAAAUGCUUAGAGUGUGGGAAGAGUUUCAUUCACAGUUCAGAACUUAACACCCAUCACAGGAUCCACGCAGGAGAGAAGCCUUAUCAAUGCUUAGAGUGUGGGAAGAGUUUCAGUUAUAGAAAUAGCCUUAAAGGGCAUCACAGGAUCCACACAGGGGAGAAGCCUUAUAAAUGUUUAGAGUGUGGGAAGAGUUUCAGUUAUAGAAAUAGCCUUAAAUAUCAUCACAGAAGCCACACUGGUGAGAAGCCCUAUAAAUGCCUAGAGUGUGGGAAGAGUUUCCCUCAGAGUUCAGGUCUUGACACCCAUCACAGGAUCCACACAGGAGAGAAGCCUUAUAAAUGCUUAGAGUGUGGGAAGAGUUUCAGUUAUAGAAAUAGCCUUAAAUAUCAUCACAGGAGCCACACUGGUGAGAAGCCCUAUAAAUGCCUAGAGUGUGGGAAGAGUUUCCGUCAUAGUUCAGGCCUUGACACCCAUCACAGUAUCCACACAGGCGAGAAGCCUUAUAAAUGCUUAGAGUGUGGGAAGAGUUUCAGUCAGAGUUCAGGCCUUGACACCCAUCACAGGAUCCACACAGGCGAGAAGCCCUAUAAAUGCCUAGAGUGUAGGAAGAGUUUCAGGUACAGCUCAACCCUUUACACCCAUCACAAGAUCCACACAGGCAAGAAGCCCAUAAAUGUUUAG